AUGAACCCAAGCAUCUCGAUUCCUGACCGUCUCCCGGUCUUGCCACUCCCAUAUCCGCUCGUGCUGCAUCCCAACCUCCUCCUCUCCAUCAACAUCUCCUAUGCACACUCGCUCAGCCUGCUCAAGGCCGCCCUACAGUACUCGGCGCUCAAGGAUGGCGUCGAGUCCAACAACGAUGCCUCUUCUCGUCAAUUGGGCCGCUCGCGUCUCGACUCGAACAAGCCCAUCAUCAUCGCUUGUGUUCCCACCAUGAUCGCUCCUAAGGGCACUGCCUCGGCCGACAAGCCAGCAUCCCGUGCCACCAACCCAGCGUUGCCCACCGACUCCAAUCCGCGCAACAUCACCACCUCCGAAGACAACAACACUCGCAUGCGCAUCAACGACCUCUACGACUGGGGUUGCGCCGCCCGCCUGAUGCGCUUGAUUCGCAACCCUCAGACUCAGACAUGCACCCUUCUCGUCUCAGGUCUCACGCGUGUCCGCGUCGACCGAUGGCUCUCUAUCCGUGCUCCGCUCACCGCCACCACCAUCGACCCCAAGAGCAACCUUGCCAUUCCCGACGUGCCCAUCCCGCUUGCCACUGUCACUGCCUUUGUCGAUGAAGAGGCUUGGCCCACAUUCCCCGAGGCUUCUCCCGGCGAUAUCGACCUCGUCGUCCGCCUCAAGAAGGCUUCUGCAGAAUUGAUUGAAGCCAUUGCACAGCUCAAUCCUCCCACAGAUGGAUCAACUCACACUCCCUCUCCCAUCGUUGCGCCCGCACUGCCUCUUCUGCCUGCCAACCUGCUCAAGAAGCUUCGCGGCUUCAUGCAAGACUGUCGCGAGUCGCAAGCUGCCCUCCUCGCCGACAUUGUCGUCGGUACUCUCGGUGGCGCCUGCGAGUGGUCCGAUCGUGUCGCCAUCCUCGGCGAUUGGGACCAGCGGGAGCGAGUUCGUCAUUCUGUCGAUCUCAUCCAGAAUGGUGUCAAGCGCGUCAAGCUGGCACGCGAGCUUCUCACCACCCUCGCUUCUCCGCUCAACCCUACCAACAAGGAAAACGUCAUCCGCUCUCAACUCGAGGCCUUGCUCAAUCAGCUCGCCGCGCUCAAUCAGGGCGUUGCUGCACGCAUCUCGGCCAUCACCUCCAACACGGGCGACAAGGACGACGGCAAGUCGGGCGGUGGCAUCAUCAUUCGCGCUCCUCCUUCCCGCAACAACACCAACAACGACAACGGAAACGGUACCAUCAUUUCCGGUCCUCUAGGUGGACGUCGAGGCGGCAAACCUAGUAUCAAGGGUAUGCCCGCUGGCGGUCUCCCCGCAUCCAACGGAGGCGAUGACGACGAGGAUGAAGUGGCCGAGCUGGCCAAGAAGCUCGAACAGGCACGUCUCAGCCCAGAAGCGCGCAAAGCUUGCGACAAGGAGCUCAAGCGCCUCUCGCGGAUCCCACAGCAGAGCGUUGAGCGAGGCGUCGUCAUCACCUACCUCGAAAUCAUGGCCGAGCUGCCAUGGGAGAAGAUCAGUGCCGACGUUGAGCCCACGCGGUAUCCCGACGACAAAGCUCUCGUUUUGCACGAAAGGAGCACCGCCGCCGCCUCUGCUGAGCCUGAGCAAGAGGGUAUCGUCGACCGCGCUCGACGCAUCCUCGAUGCGGAUCACUACGGUCUCGAAAAGGUCAAGAAGCGUCUCAUCGAGUACCUGGCGGUGCUCGAACUCAAGACCAACCAAGCGCGCGAACGUUUCGAAGCCGAGGAGGCCGCCGAGCGCAGGACAAGCGAGGAACGACACAAAGCCACCCCCUCUGCAUCCACCGACGAGGCGGCUGCUGCUGGCGGCGACGACGACGACGCUGCUCUGUCGGGCAAUUACGAAGAAGGGGAGGAUCUCGUCGCGAGGGAACAGGGUAUCUCCAAAGAAGAGAUCGAAGAGGAAAAGCGUCGUCGUCGCAACGAAAAGCUGCGCGUUGGCGACAAGGGCCCCAUCCUGCUGCUCGUCGGUCCACCAGGGACAGGUAAGACGUCCAUCGCCAAGUCGCUCGCCUCGGCCCUUCAACGUCCUUUCACUCGGCUUUCGCUCGGUGGUGUGCGAGACGAGGCCGAAAUCCGCGGUCAUCGGCGCACCUACGUCGGAGCCAUGCCCGGCUCCAUCGUGUCGUCUCUACGCAAAGUGGGUGUUUCGGAUCCCGUGGUCCUGCUCGACGAGGUGGACAAAUUGGGAAGCGGCAACGGCUUGCACGGUGACCCCAUGGCGGCCAUGCUCGAAGUGCUCGAUCCGGAGCAGAACCACACGUUCAGCGACCACUACAUCAAUGUGCCCAUCGACCUCAGCCGCGUGCUGUUCAUCGCGACUGCCAACUCGCUCGACACCAUCUCGCCGCCUCUGCUCGACCGUACUGAGGUGAUUCAUAUCUCGGGAUACACGCACGAUGAAAAGACGGCCAUCGCUCGCCAGUACCUGCUGCCCAAGCAGAUCAAGGCGCAGGGUCUCACGCCAGACCAGCUGGUUAUCUCGGAUGAAGUGCUGCUCAAGGUCGCCAUGGGCUACACGCGCGAGGCGGGUGUUCGAACGCUGGAGCGUGAGAUUGGUGCGCUAGCACGCGCCAAAGCUGUAGAGUACUCGCAGUCCAAGAAGGGCACACUUCAAGAUGAGCAGGGCAACGCCAAGGAGUACGACCCGGUCAUUCGCGAGGCGGACUUGGAGAAGUACCUUGGACCCGAUACGUACGAGCCCGAGGUGGCCGAGGCCAACGCGCGUCCUGGCGUGUCGACGGGCUUGGCGUACCAAGGCUCCGGCUCUGGCGGUAUCCUGCACAUCGAGUCGCUGCUGCUUCCGCCGGGCAGUGGCUACCUCAAGCUGACCGGCUCGCUGGGCGAUGUCAUCCGCGAGUCGGCCGAGUUAGCCCUGUCGUGGGUCAAAGGCAAUGCUUUCCAGCUGGGCAUUGUGCAUACGCGCGAUUCCGAGUUCCCCAAGAACGACAUCCACUUGCACUUGCCCUCCGGCUCUAUCCCCAAGGACGGGCCCUCUGCCGGUGUCGCCAUGACGUGUGCGCUGGUGAGUCUGUUCACCAAGACGGCCAUCUCGCCUUACCUGGCCAUGACGGGCGAGGUGACGCUGCGCGGCGUGGUGAUGCCUGUGGGUGGCAUUCGCGAGAAGCUAACCGGUGCAUCACGGGCGGGGAUCCGCAAGGUGUUGCUGCCGCACCGCAACCGCAAGGACGUCGAGGCGGAUCUGCCUCAGAAGGUGCGCGACCAGCUGGAGAUCAAGUAUGUCAAGACCGUAUGGGAGGCCAUGGAGGCGGCGUUCGGAAACAAGCUGUUUGAGAACGCAGCGCUCGCUCUCGAGGCGAACGGAUACGGCCACGAGCACGAGGGCAUUCGUGAGGGUCGUCGUCUGAUGCACGAGAUGGAAGAUUCUCGUUUGUAG
This is a messenger RNA of Sporisorium graminicola, 3399 nucleotides long. RefSeq lists its product as uncharacterized. The record is from RefSeq and is a predicted model, not a curated record. The transcript has a single exon. The coding region runs from base 1 to 3399 and encodes 1132 amino acids. Gene Ontology annotation, cellular component: peroxisomal matrix. Gene Ontology annotation, biological process: protein processing; protein catabolic process; protein targeting to peroxisome. Lineage: Eukaryota; Fungi; Basidiomycota; Ustilaginomycetes; Ustilaginales; Ustilaginaceae. Gene Ontology annotation, molecular function: ATP hydrolysis activity; serine-type endopeptidase activity; ATP-dependent peptidase activity.